AUGGCAUACUAUCUCGAAGUGGACUCAAUACAGAUACUGCAUCGUAAACAGACACAUUGGUUCAAGGAGUGCUAUACAAUGUUCCUCAAGCAACAGAGCAAACAGAAUGAUUUGACCUUUCAGCAAUAUCUCCAACAACACUACCCAACAGAGAGCAUGACCAAGACGCCGCACACCUCAUCGCGACUCAAUCUCUAUGGCGUGAUCACUACCAAGUCAUCGAUACUCACGACCAAGGGUAGCAGUGGAGUCGAGACGCCAAUGUUCUUUGUUCGCAUCAACUGUAUAACUGGACUUGAGCCUGGACCUGGACAUGGAGCUGGACCAGGUACGAUCACAUUCGUACUCUUCUAUGGCACCGAAUGCUUGAGAUGGUACCAUUUGUUGGAUGUUGGCAUGCAAUAUCUCAUGGCAAACUUGAAGACCAAUCAUCAGAUGACAGGAUCAGGCUCACGUUAUCCCAAUAUCCGAUUGCUACAAUGUAUCAAAGAGACUCAGUACUUUAUGUAUAGCGGUGACCAGGUGGAUGGGCCAUUGGGUACAUUCAAUCAACAAUCAAUUCAACAACAGAGUAGUCUACAGACUAUUCAGACAAUGAGCACUAUUCAUUACACUGGAAUGAUCACAUCGGACUAUCUUGCCAACGAAGGAUGCUACAAGAUUGAUGAAGUGUAUCGAUUAUUCUUCACUCACUUCUCCGUUCACAAUACUUUCAUUGGACAUGGACUACAUCAAGGCACACGAAUCACACUACACAAUGCGCAUCCCAUCAUCGUAAACAAGCAGCUCAUUGGCUUUGGAAUGUGUACAUCAAGCUCAUUCAAGUUUGAUGGAUUCCAGACUGCUUGCACGAGUGUUGUCACGAGGCCACAACAUGAUGUGUCGGAACUGCAUCGGACAUUAUCAAGACGAUACUCAAUCAUUGAUACAUUCGUACUGAUCAAGAUAUUCGGUCGAUUGAUGAUCAAGUUCCCAGCGACAUUCAAAGACAGUUCAUCAUUCUUGAGCGAUCGUAAUAUAAUUGACUCAAUAGCAGGCACAUUCAAUAUUGCACCGCAGACUAGAGGUGAUAACAUUGAGCGAGUGUUUGGUCAUGACACAAAGUGUGUUGCCAAAGGACAAUCAUGUGCCACAGACUAUCUGUUCGUCGUCAAGAUAUCAGAGAUACCCAGACCAAGAUACAAACCAGGAACAUAUAUGAGUAAAGGAAAGUACUCAUUGAUUGGACAGUUUGAGAUGGUACAACAGGACCAGGGUUGGGGUCUAGUUGCCAUCAAGGAUGGAGCAGGACCAUCAUCACUACUUUGUCAUGUGAUUGGUGUAAGUUUGAUGUGA
This is a messenger RNA of Acytostelium subglobosum LB1, 1335 nucleotides long. RefSeq lists its product as hypothetical. Gene Ontology annotation, cellular component: CST complex. Gene Ontology annotation, biological process: telomere maintenance via telomere lengthening; positive regulation of DNA replication. The transcript has 3 exons. Bases 1 to 1335 code for a protein of 444 amino acids. The record is from RefSeq and is a predicted model, not a curated record. Gene Ontology annotation, molecular function: single-stranded DNA binding; telomeric repeat DNA binding. Lineage: Eukaryota; Evosea; Eumycetozoa; Acytosteliales; Acytosteliaceae.